Molecule: messenger RNA, 2760 nt
Organism: Durusdinium trenchii
Lineage: Eukaryota; Dinophyceae; Suessiales; Symbiodiniaceae
Source: the annotation of a GenBank genome assembly
AUGUGCGACACGUUGGUCCUAUUACUCCCUGGCGAGGGUGAUGACAACAUCCCAAUUCUUUCAACUGUUGCAAAGUCUAUCGACGAAGCUUUAGGAGGUGCCAUUGGCUCCUACAUCAAGGAAGAAUCCUUUGAAGCCAAAGCCGGAGCAGCGGCCAUGUUUCCGGUUUUUGGCAAGGCCGUGAAGCGCGUGGUCCUCGUGGGUCUUGGUGACAAAGAGCCUUCCCGUGAAGCUGGCGCAGCCAUUGGCGGAGCCAUCAAGAGACUGAAGGGUGGUUCUGUCGGAGUUGCCCAUGCUGAAGGAGUCGAAGCGCAGGCUUUGGUCGAAGGCUUGCUGCUAGGCCUUCAUGCAGACAAGCGAUUUCAGGGCACAAAGACGCCAGAGAAAGACAAGGCACCCAAGGGUCCGGAGAAGGUUGAGAUGCUCGGCUACUCGAGUGCAGAGGACAUUGAGAAGGCAGGUGCCAUCGCUGCUGGGGUGGUUUUUGCACGAGAGCUCGUGAAUGCGCCGGCCAACAUCGUGGAUCCCCUGAAUUUGACUGCUGCGGCUGCGGAUAUGGCCCAACGCCUCGGACUGUCCUCCAAGAUCCUGGAUGAGAAGGAGUGCGAAGCGAUGGGCAUGGGCUCCUUCUUGGCAGUGAGUCGAGCUUCCAACUUGGGGGCCCGGCUCAUUCAUCUCACUUACUCACCAGGUGGCGAGGUGAAGAGAAAGCUGGGCAUCGUGGGAAAGGGCUUGACCUUCGACUCGGGUGGCUACAACUUGAAAGGAGCAGGCUCCAUGAUCGAGUUGAUGAAGUUUGACAUGGGUGGCUCAGCAAGCACCCUUGGAGCUGCAGCGGCAAUAGCGCAACUAAAGCCCAAGGAUGUAGAGGUCCACUUUGUCAUUGCCACCUGUGAGAACAUGGUGAGCGGCAACUCAGGCGCCCUGCGGCCUGGUGAUAUCAUCACCGCAAUGGAUGGAACCACCAUUGAGGCGAUCUGGGCAUAUCUGGGCGCUGAAGCAAAGACAAAAACCAAAGAAGAAAUAGAUGAAACAAGGAAGGUAAGGAAUGCCGAGACGAAUGCUCAGUUGUGCCAUGAAGCCAGCCUGGCCCAUAGCCUGGUGCAAGCUGCCACCUCAUUUGGAAGCUACGCAAAUGUUACAGAAGAAAGGCCCGGUCACAGAGGCUCACGCAACAAGAAGAACAAUAACAACAACAACAAUCAGGCCGAAGACGAUCUACGCAAAAUGGACGCUUCACUCCUUCGGGACGAGCUCGACCAAGUGAAGUACAAUCAUUUUCGGCGCUUCGACCAAGUGUUUUUUGUUGUUGAGGUGCAGAUCGUCGUUGCCAUCAUUAGUGCUGCGCUUUCGAGAGGCGUAAGGUGGUAUCUCUCACCCAAAAGGGAUGGAGGUAAAUGGACUGCUGAGUGGACGCCUCGUCGAUCAAAUGCAGAUGCUGAAGACAGAAGUCGAACCCUGACAAUCCCCCUGGAUGUUGACAUCUACGGAGCAGCGGUCUCCUCUUGCAUCCGGGACAUGCAGGUUCUUGCCCUUGGUUCCCACCAGAACGCAGAUGAAAGCAUCCGGGCCUUCCGCAUCGUAGCAUCCCUGUUGAUGCUUUGGACAUGUAUUUUCGUCCAGGGGUUUGUCAGCUAUAUGGCUGCCUCCCAACUCUCUUCCGAUGUCAUUUUGAAAUUCCGCAGGCUCUAUGACAGUUACGAGCUGAUGGUCUACCGUGGAGAUUCGCUGCAAUUGACACCCAACGGCUUUCACCGUGGGCAGCCUGCAGGCUAUCGCCCUGCUGGCUUCGCCUAUUUGAGCGAGGACAAGAUGCAUGAGAUUUGUCAGAUGCCACUUGCAAACGAUCUCUUCCUCUUGGUGGUUUUGUUGAUCUGGACGCUUUCGUGUGUAGUCGACUUGAGGAGAGCUAUUUGCAUGCUGAUGGACUUCACCAUCACGCUGCCAACAAAUCCUUUGAAAGAUUCCACCAUCGUGGCAGAAGCUGUCGAUGGGGAAGAUGGUGAUGUCACCAUCGUUGGAAUUCCUGUUGGAAUGCGGAUCUUCUUGACGUUGGCCGUAUUCUUACCGCGCUUGAUACUGGACGCUGUGAUUCUGUAUUUGGGAUGCCGGUGGCUUGUGGCCACAAGUGACAUGGGUGAUCUCAUUCUGAAUGCAGUGGCACUGGAGUUUGUCUUGGUUCUAAACUCUUUAGUGUGUCAGGCGUUGGUGCCGGUGCAUGGGGUGAACGGUUUGGAGCGCACCAAGGUCCUGUCGACCUCCUCGCGGCAUGACUCUGCCAUGAUGGCCUUGGGCGUGAACAACACAGACGCUGAAGGGCGCUUGACUCUCGCUGAUGCUCUCCUCUAUUGCCAGCAGCAGGGUGUCACAGAGGUGAUUGACAUAGCUACACUCACUGGUGCCUGCAUGGUGGCGCUCGGAAAAGACAUCACAGGCAUGUGGAGCAACUCUGAUGAACUUGCUGCCAGCCUGGAUGCUGCUUCCAAAAGCACUGACGAGAAGCUGUGGCGGAUGCCUUUGGAGGAUGGAUACUUUGAGGGGCUGAAAAGUGACUUCGCAGAUAUGAAGAACACAGGGCCGCGCUUUGGCGGUGCAAUCACAGCAGCUCUUUUCUUGCAGAAGUUCAUUCAGAAGGAGGUCAACUGGGCACACCUGGACAUUGCCGGCCCAGCAUGGGCCGAGAAAGCCAAGGGCAUCUAUGGAGUCGGUGGCACAGGGGCUAUGGUCCGUACUCUGACAAACUUCGCCUGCAAAGCCUGA